Messenger RNA from Cercospora beticola, 1440 nucleotides. RefSeq lists its product as uncharacterized. The record is from RefSeq and is a predicted model, not a curated record. Gene Ontology annotation, molecular function: N,N-dimethylaniline monooxygenase activity; NADP binding; flavin adenine dinucleotide binding. NCBI's taxonomy places the organism in Eukaryota, Fungi, Ascomycota, Dothideomycetes, Mycosphaerellales, Mycosphaerellaceae.
AUGAGUGGGAAUUCAAUCAAGAGAGUCGCAGUCGUUGGUGCUGGGCCUGCUGGUGCCAUUGUCAUCGAUGCACUCGCGCAGGAAAAGGCUUUCGAUCUAAUCCGCGUCUUCGAAAGAAGACGUGAGGCUGGAGGAUGCUGGAGCGGUGAUGAAGGCCUGCCACCAACCAUUUCCAAUAUAUCACAGCUAGGUGACCGGACUGCAGACCCACCUUUGACAAUACCGGAGCAGUCACCAACGAUACGUCCGAAGACACAUCAGCAGAGAUUCGAUGAAGCUACAGCAUACCCUUACCUCGAAACCAAUGUUGUCGCGGAAGCGAUGCAAUUCAGCCAGGAGCCUAUACCCGGAGUAGUGAGCGGGUACUCCAAAAGGUUAUACGGGCCCAAAUCUCCGUACCGACAUUGGAAGGUGAUGCGUCAAUACAUUCAAUCUCUGGUAAAACGGAAUGGGUAUGAGGACUUCGUCUCGUACAACACGAGCGUCGAGCGAGCUGAAAAGGUUGGAUCGGUAUGGCAAGUGACGCUCCGGAAUCCAGGACAGGAACAUGAUUACUGGUGGACAGAAGAAUUCGAUGCCGUUAUUGUUGCCAGUGGGCAUUACAACGUGCCUUACAUUCCUGCAAUUCCGGGUCUGGACGAGUUCGAGAAAGACCGACCUGGCAGCGUGAUCCAUAGCAAGCAUUUCCGUGGCAGAGAUUUGUACAAAGAUAAGCGUGUAGUUGUGGUUGGUGCUUCGGUCUCAGCUGCAGACAUAGCUUUCGAUCUCACGUCCGUCACAGUGGCUCCAGUACAUGCAAUCGUCAUUGGACACAAAUUCAAUGUCUAUUUCGGCGGCGAAGCGUUCAAUCAUCCUUUGAUCCAGCGCCACCCUUCUAUAUCCCAAAUCGUUGGCCGAACCGUCCAUCUAGAGGAUGGCACAGUGAUUGACGACGUGGACCACAUUAUCUUCGGAACCGGCUACACGUGGACGAUUCCGUUCCUACCUCAAGUGGCGACACGCAACAAUCGAAUUCCGGACUUGUAUGAGCAUGUCGUGUGGCAGCAUGAUCCUACUUUACUCUUUGUAGGUGCUGUCAACGCCGGUCUGACCUUCAAGAUCUUCGAGUGGCAGGCUAUUUAUGCAGCGUCUUUGUUAUCCGGUCGUGGAACGUUACCGUCCCGAGAAGAGAUGAAGGCCUGGGAAGAGGACCGCAUCAAGAAGAAAGGAGAUGGGCCGAAGUUUGCGUUGGUUUAUCCGGAUUUCGAAGACACGUUUGAACGUCUCCGAAGUCUCAGUGGAGAAGUCAAGGACGGCAAGGGGCGACCAUUGCCCAAAUUCCGAAGGGAAUGGUUCCGGGAUUUUACGAAUGGACAUGAGCUUCGAAAGCAAACGUGGAAACGAUUGAACGCCGAAGCGAGGGCAAACCUAGAGAGUAGUGCGGCAAAAGCGCGCCUGUAG